AUGCUGCAAAUCCUUUCUACCAAGUUAGAAAACAAGGUCGUGGAAAAUUGUGCCAACCUAGAAGGAAAACUCAUUGAAAAUUGUACCGACCUUUUAGAAAACUCAGCCAAGCUAGAAAAAAGGUCCGUGGAAAAUUGUACCAACCUAGCAGGAAAGCUCUUGGAAAAUUGUGGCGAUCUUUCAGAAAACUCAGCCAAGUUAGAAAAUAGGCUAGUGGAAAAUUUUGCCAACCUAGAAGGAAAGCUCAUGGAAAAUUGUGCCAACCUAGAAGGAAAACUCUUGGUGUUACACGAAGCUAAAGACUGCAAAGACCGAUGGAAGAACAUCAGAUGUAGUUACUCAAAGAAUAAGAGAAACAUGAGUGCUCCAUCUGGAUCUGCUGCGAAAACACCUAAAGAGUACUACCUUGCACCAAACUUGCGUUUCCUAGACAGUUUUUUAAAAUCCCGACCCUCUAAAGGCAAUUUGGGGAACGAUGCAGACCGAAUCGAAGAUGAAGACGAUUUGACAUGCAUGUCUGCUGGCUCACCUGCAGGUGAACGGCAGGCGACUGAUUUUAUCACGCCACAACAUUCACAGCCGCCACCAAAAAAUAAACAGAUUCGUAUAAGUGAUGUUAAUAAGACAGCGCACGAAUACUUCACCCUAAAAAAUAAACAAAUAAUUGCACGACAACAAAAUAUGGACGAAGGAACAAAAGUAAAAAAUAAGGACGACAUGGCCUUUUUCCGCAGCAUGAUGCCAGAUGUGCAAACAAUGAAUCAAGACCAAAAACGAAAAUUGAAAUUGGGCGUACUUAAUUUAAUUGAACAAAUUCUAAAAGAGCCAAUCACUAGUCGUAUUUCAUGUCCGAGAAGUAUAACUCCUUACCAAAGAACUCCAUCACGGGAGUCAGAGUAUAAUUCACCUGCAAAUGUGGGAUCUUAUGGAAGUCCAACGGGAUCUUAUGGAAAUCAAUCACCUCAGCAGACACAUACGUCUGACGCAUAUGGAGGUCUGACACUUCAGCAGACACAUACAACUAGCGGAUACGGAGGUCUGACACUUCAGCAGACACAGCCGACACUUCAGCAGAUACAGCCGACACUUCAGCAGACACAAACGACUGGCCAUUGUUUUCUCCAGUUACUUCGGUUUCACCUCCGUCACACCAAAGAAUUGAAGCAGAAAGUCAACCUCACGAUGGUGAUGUGA
Molecule: messenger RNA, 1194 nt
Organism: Acanthoscelides obtectus
Lineage: Eukaryota; Metazoa; Arthropoda; Insecta; Coleoptera; Chrysomelidae
Source: the annotation of a GenBank genome assembly